GCCGUCUCCUGGCAACCCCAGCCUCCUGACGCAACCGUGAUGUGCCCCUCCUCCGGUCCCCUAUAUUCGGUGAACUAGUGGACAGAGUACAGAGGGCAAGCCGCGGGAAAUUGGUCUGAAAGGAAGGGCUACUUAUAUCACUGGUAGAUGGUACUCAAGCCUCUCUUUAAUUAAUUGCCCCUAAUCAGGCGCGGACAGAAUUGAAUCAAUCCAAUUGUGCCAUAGAGCUCACGGGAACGUUUCAGCCAGGUGUGGUUGCCAUGGAGGCAGGCUCGGGCCCUCAGAAGAAAGUGUCCAGUGUCUGGGACCUGGGGCCAUCACAGGAGGAUGACCUGAAGGGCCAGGAGGAGAUUGGUUCCGCUCCAGACGACCACCUGAGGACCCUGAAAGCCCUGACGGAGAAGCUGAGACUGGAGACGCGGAGGCCAUCCUACCAGGAAUGGAAGGCCUGUUUAGAGGCUCAUGGUAGCAGAAUCCUGGUUUCACCAAAGCAGAACUCCAGGGACACAGCAAUGCCAGUGGAGACGUGGGUGGAGCCCCAGAGUGAGGUGACGUUAGCCAGUCACAAAAGCCUGGUGAUACAACAGCAGCGACGGCCAGAUUGUUCGGUGCCUCUACCAGGGCAGGACCGGCUGCUCCAGUCACAGCAACAACAGGAAGAGAGAGAAGCAGAGGGGAAAGAGGAGGAGGAGGAGGAGGGGAAAGAGGACGAGGAGGAGAAAAAGGAAGAAAAGGUGGCCAAACGACAGCCGGUGGAGUUGAGAGGGUUGAUCCAGCAGCAAGGUUUGCCCCCGAGAACGCUGAGGGGUUUCCAGGAUAUCGACAAGGCUUUGGAGUGGCUCAGGAAAGAAUUGACUGAGAUGCGUCUCCACGACCAGCAGUUGGCGAGGCAGCUAAUGCGUCUCCGUAGCGACAUCAACAAGCUGAAGAUCGAGCAGACGUGUCACCAGCACCGCUGCAUGCUCAACGACGCCACCUACGGGCUGGAGGAGAGAGACGAGCUGAGCGACUUGCUCUGUGACUCCCCCACCACCCCCGGGUUUGGACUCUCUGCCCCGCUGAGACUCAUAGGGGUCACCAAGAUGAACAUCAACACUAGACGCUUCUCCCUCUGCUAGCCAGUACUCUGAUCUCUGGCCUCCUCAUUCUCUCUUUCCCUCUCUCCCCCCUUUUCUGAGAUAAACGUCAACUCUCCAUGCUGUUCUCACUACAGAGAGCCAUGGUGUUAGUAGGGUUAAUACAAUAAUAUAUGUAGGGUUUCACAACUUUCCCAGGAUUCCCAUGUUGGAAGGACAUAAGCUGUGAAUCCUGAACCCUCCAAGCAGGAAGAGAAAGUAAUGCGGUAUUUGUCUGUGGGCUGGGUAUAAAUGUGGGUAUAGUUUCUAAAAACAAUGAGGAUUGUCCUGCCUGAACAUGUUUAAAUGCUCUUGCCACCUGAGGCUGAGAAUAUUAGGUGCUUUCUGGAUGGAGCUUUUGAAGUCUACUGAAGCAGCCCUAAGCCAGGUUGAAUGUACUUGCGGGUUGUUGACAAGAGCACUGUACUUUGUAAAACCAUUGAAGCGUAAGCUUAAACCUGCAGUGUUUAUGAAUGAAUGCAAAGGGAAACACCCUUCAAAGGAAGAAUUGUAGGCAUGAUGUGUCAGCUUGCUCUGGGCCCUAGCUUUAUACAGGUACCCGUCUUCUGUAGACCUGCUAGCUUUAUACUUGUCUUCUGUAGACAUGCUAGCUUUAUACCCGUCUUCUGUAGACAUGCUAGCUUUAUACCCGUCUCAAUGGAUGUACUGCAGUAUUUAGGAAGUGGAUAAUGACAAUUUAUUAAGUGUAGUAAUUACUUCUUUUAUUUGUAUUGUAUGUAUCAAUUAUACUAUUUUAUAUAGACCUUAAGUUCUACAUUAAAGAGAGACCGAAAUCUGGGGGAUA
This is a messenger RNA of Esox lucius (northern pike), 1920 nucleotides long. It is a transcript of the gene fam167ab, whose product is annotated as family with sequence similarity 167 member Ab. The transcript has 4 exons. Lineage: Eukaryota; Metazoa; Chordata; Actinopteri; Esociformes; Esocidae. The record is from RefSeq and is a predicted model, not a curated record. The coding region runs from base 261 to 1118 and encodes 285 amino acids.